UUCCCAAAAUACCCUCACCCCAAUAUUUAUUCACUGAUCUAUCCCUUCUCCUCGACCCCCAAAAUAUAUUUCAAAACCCUAGAACCGCAAUGUCCAAUUCUAAUUUCUAAAAGCUUUGUGUUCUUGGGGAGCAAUUACAAUCCAGAAUACUCACAAACGAUUGUUCAAUUAAAUAGCUAUUUCAUCAAUUCUUCGAGAAAGGUUGUGGCUGUUGGAAAGAAAUUUUGCUCAAAUGAGGUUCAAAAAGGGUGAUAAGGUGGAAGUAAUGAACAGAGCUGAGGUGCCAAUCUCAUGGCGUGCUGCCGAGAUAGUGUCUGGUAAUGGCCACACUUGCAGUGUUAGAUAUGGUUCUGGUUCACCAAUGCAAAGUGAAAAUAUCAAAGAAAGGGUAUCAAGGAAAAUGAUAAGGCCCUGCCCCCCUGUAGUGCAGUGUGUGGAGACUUGGGCACCUGGGGACAUUGUGGAGGUAUAUAAUGACUGCUCUUGGAAAGUUGCCAUCAUGCUCAGUAUUUUACCACGUGAUCGUUAUUUGGUGAGACUACUUGGUUGCUCUCUGGAACUUAGCAUUCCUAUAUCAGGCAUGAGAGAUCGACAAAAUUGGAAAGAUGGCAAAUGGAUUUUUAUCAGAAAGGGUUGUGAUCAAGCUGGGACCCAGAGAUCUAACAAAAUUUCAGCUCAAGAUUAUAAUCGGAAGAUGAAGUCGCAGCCGCUGCAACUUGAUGCACAUACUAAAGUUCUUGGAGAAACUGAUUGUUUAGCCACUGAAGGGAAAAAUAGAGGACAAGAGUCUUGUUUAAUCUCAUCAAGAUCCCUAAAGAGAAUGUCUCCUUACUGCACAUGUGGUGUUGAUUCACUUUAUGGGAAUGCUCAGAAAUUUCAAGCAAUUGAGACAGAUAAUCGCAGGCAACGAGCAGCUCUGGUGACCUUACAGGAAAAGGGCCAAAAAUUGAAGCAUCAUCCCUUGCUUCCAUAUGUAUAAAAAUGAUGCUGUUUGCGGCCAUUCAAGUGGGCAUAAAAUGGGGAUACUGUAAGCAACUGCUUUCCCAGAAAUCUUGGCAAAUCUCUCGUAUCACAGUUCUUCAUGGAAGAUUUGUUGUUGGAAGAUGUAGACAUGUAGUGAAUUUUGUUUGGUACAUUCUAUAUAACUUUAGGUAAGCCCACAUUUGCUAUCAAAUAAUUUGGAUUUCAUUACCGUGGAUGGUGGUUAGAUUUAAGAUCUGCUGGUGAUUCUAUAAUGUGGUGUUUUUCUGUAUCUGUUUCCCAUGUUUCCCUAUUAUAAGUAGGUCAAUUGCCAUUGUUUCCUUUGCAUUUUGAAUUAUUCCUUGAGCAGAUAUAUACAACAACAACAACAACAACAACAACAACAACAAACCCAGUAGUUUCCCACAAGUGGGGCUUGAGCAGAUAUAUAAUCGUAGCAAAUUUUAAUUUCACGCUGAUGGUGUAUUCUUCUUCUUAUUCUUUAUUUGUCCAUUUCAGGCUGUUUGUUGGUUUAUGGAAAAAUUUUUGGCAUUUGGAAAAUCUAUAGCAAUUUACUGUUUCAUAUUGGAAUCUGUUCCAGGCAGGUUCUCAUAAUAUGUUCCUUAUAGAAAAAAGGGAGAAUUCUUUUUUUUUUGUUCUCUUAUGAAUAAUUAUAUUUACGCGUGUUGACCUUCUCCUAACCUUGCUUACCCUGGCUGCACUUUUCAUAAUGUUAGUUAAGGAAUAUUUCUUGAUCUCAAAUUUUUUUCUGGUUGUAUUGGGUCAGGGAGGAUGGGGCCGUGGCUGAAGGGGCGUUUCACCUGGCAGAGGUGCCAGUUGAUACCUCAAGAGGUUAUUCCAGAUACCUGUUUGGCCUUUUUGCUUUUUGCUUUGUCGGCCAUGGAUUGUUCAAGCUUGUAAACAAGUCAUUAAAACUCGUUAAUUUCACUGCCUAGGAGUUGGGGACAUGACAAUGGCACCGAGAUUGGGAAUUAAAUCCUAGAAGAGGCUUUAAUGAUUGGGAGAUGGAAGUAGGGCAAUUACUCCAAUUACUUGGCACAACAGUGGUGGAGGAAGACAAGGAAGAUCUUAUGGUUUGGACAGCAAGCAAUGAUCUGUGAUAUUCUGUCAAAAGCUGUUAUAAUCUUCUCCAGGAACAAAAUGAUCAGUAUGAAUCUAAUUGGCCAUGGAAAAUGUUAUGGAGAACCAAAGCACCUACCAAAGUAGAGAAGCCAAUUUAACUCAAGAUAAUUUACAAAAAAAGGGAUUAUGCCUAAGUAACAAAUGCUACUUAUGUGAAGAAGGGUUGGAAACUAUUAAUCAUCUAUUUAUCCAUUGUAAAAUUGUUAAACAGUGCUGGGAGCUUUUUCUGAAUCUGUGUGGCGUUUCGUGGACUAUGCCUCCCGACAUAAGAUCCUUACUGGUCAGUUGGCAAGGGCAGAAGGUAUCAAGGAAUCAGAAGCAACUAUGGUGGACCAUCCCUCUAUGCAUUUUCUGAACCAUCUGUGAAGAAAGGAACAAUGUUUGCUUUGAGGACAAGAGGAAUCACAUUGCUAGAAUAAAAAUACUUGUCUUCAAAAUUUAUUUUUUUGGUGUAAGAAAUGUUUAGUUGAAAGUCUAGAUCAAUAUAUGGAGUUUUUGGGUGUGCUAAGCAACUUGUAACCGGAAGUAUGCUGUUAUAGGUGUUGUCUGAUUUUGGUGUAAUCUUAUGUACCAUCUUGGUGCUUUUAUCAAUAAAAUCUUGUGUGAUAGUAGCUCA
Molecule: messenger RNA, 2719 nt
Organism: Nicotiana tabacum (common tobacco)
Lineage: Eukaryota; Viridiplantae; Streptophyta; Magnoliopsida; Solanales; Solanaceae
Source: RefSeq, a predicted model, not a curated record